UCAACUGUCAAUACCGUCACAACAAACAACACGUGCGACCGGUACGGUGCGAGCACAUUCCCGCGUGUGGUUCGCAAAUCUUCCUACCAAAAAUGAAGCUCCUACCGGAGUUAACGAAUUUACGGCCCCAAUUUAAAGAAAUACCAAUCAAACAAAAUGAGAUCCUAUCGAACCUGGGCCGUCCCCAUAUCGACUCGUUCAACUACAUGCUGGACGAAGGUAUCGACGAUUUACUGUGCCGGCUGGAGCCGGUCAUCUUCGAGCUUGCGAACCAGAACCGUGUAACGCUGCGGAUAACGGACAUCCGCAUCGCAUCACCGACCAUCCCCGUGACGAUGUUUGAAGCGGCCGAGAAGCGUGUCUUUCCGACCGAAUGCCGCCAAAAGACGGACACGUAUGCGGGCAUGUGCACGAUCACGCUGCAGUGGGAACUGGACGGGAUUCCGCAGCCCCCGUUAACGCGCGAGAUGGGCCGUUUGCCGAUUAUGCUCCGUUCGAAGGCCUGCAAUCUGCACGGCCUUACGCCGGAGGAACUGGUAGCGCGGGGUGAGCAUGAGGACGAGUGGGGCGGUUACUUUGUGGUGCGUGGCAACGAGAAGCUGGUCCGUAUGUUGGUGACGUACCGGCGCAACUACCCGGUCGCCGUGAAUCGUAAUUCGUGGCGCGACCGGGGAAAGGAUUUUAGUACAACCGGCGUGUUUAUACGCUGCGUGCGCAACGAUCAACAUUCGACGAGAAAUGUGCUCCACUACCUAACGAACGGUACGGCGAAGCUAAUGAUCAACAUCAGCAAAGCGUUAUCGUUUAUACCGGUGAUGAUGAUUCUGAAAGCGCUCGGCAAUCACUCGGACAACGAGAUCUAUCGGAAGCUAGUCGAUGGCUUCGAGGACGAUCAGUACUACAAACGAUGCAUCAUGAACAUGCUGCGCGAGCUGCACGAAGAGGGCAUGCACAAGUCGCAGGAUUGUCGCUCGUACAUUGGCACGCUGCUACGCCCGCUGACCAUGUACCUGAACGUGCCCAAAUGGUACACGGACGAGCAGAUUGGCCACUACAUUCUCGAGCACUGCGUGCUCAUCCAUCUGGACAGCGUGGAGGAUAAGUUCCAGCUGCUCGUCCACAUGGUGCACAAGCUGUUCGGGGUGGUGCAGGGCCGUUACGCACCGGAAUCGCUCGAUAGCGUGAUGAUGCAGGAAGUGCUGCUCGGUGGGCACAUUUAUCAGAAUUUGCUGCGCCAGCUGUGCAUCUCCACGCUGGGCUACGUAAAGUCGAAUCUGAUCAAGCUGUGCCCGGACACAAGCUCGCCGAAGGUCACCUCGCACGAAGUGAUGAUGGCGCUGAAGAACGUGGCCGGCUUUCAGCAUACGUUCACCAUGUUUCUCGCCACCGGCAACCUAACGAAAGCGUCCGAGAUGGGACUGAUGCAAAAUACCGGCCUGGUAAUCAUAGCGGAAAACAUUAACCGCAUGCGCUACAUGUCCCACUUCCGGGCCAUUCACCGUGGUUCGUACUUUCUUACGAUGCGCACGACCGAAACGCGUCAGCUGCUGCCGGACGCGUGGGGUUUCAUCUGUCCGGUGCACACGCCGGACGGUGAACCGUGCGGAUUGCUGAACCAUCUUACCUCCGACUGUACCGUGUCGGUAACGCAAGAUCCGGAAAAGGUGGCCAACAUACCGACCACACUGGCCGCGCUCGGUAUGCUUCCGGUCGGCACGGAAACACUGCGCACCGUGCCGAACGCCGACUGUUACGUGGUGAUGCUCGAAGGGAAGCUGUUGGGCUGGUUGCCCCGUACCAUCGCUGGCCGGGUCGUGCAGAAGCUGCGUUUGCUAAAGAUUGACGGUGAAAUUAUACCCAACCAGACGGAAAUCGCGUUCAUCCCGGCGCGCGAGGGUGGCCAAUUUCCGGGACUGUUCAUCUUUGUCGGACCGGCACGGAUGAUGCGCCCGGUGCAGAAUCUGCUCUGCAACAAGCCGGAGCUGAUCGGUUCGUUCGAGCAGGUGUACAUGGACAUUUGCGUCACGCCGGACGAAGCGUACCCGAACCUGACCACCCACAUGGAGCUGGCGAAAACGUCCUUCCUGAGCAAUCUGGCCCAGCUGAUACCGAUGCCGGACUGUAAUCAAUCGCCGCGCAACAUGUACCAAUGCCAGAUGGGCAAGCAAACGAUGGGUACGCCCUGCCACAACUGGGCCAAACAGUGCAUCGCCAAGAUGUAUCGGUUGCAAACGCCGGCCACGCCGCUGUUCCGCCCGGUGCAUCACGACAACAUCAAUCUGGACAAUUACGCGAUGGGUACGAACGCGAUCGUGGCCGUCAUUUCGUACACCGGGUACGAUAUGGAGGAUGCGAUGAUACUCAACAAAUCCGCCUUCGAGCGGGGCUUUGCGGCCGGCAACAUCUACAAAACGGAGUACGUCGAGCUGACCGGGGAAAGCUUCUUUGUGCGCAAUCCGAAAGAUGCGACCCUGCCGCAGUUUCUCGAUAACGAUGGGCUCCCGUUUAAGGGUGCGCAGCUGACGAAAAACACACCACUUUACUGCUACUUCGACUACAACGACCACAAGUACCAUGUGGUGCGGUACAGCGCCACCGAAGAUGCGAUCGUCGAUAAUGUGAAGCUUGGCUUCCCGCUGCAGGAAAGUGGUCGCGGGGUCGGUCGGGGCGAUAUGUCGAUGGUAUCGCGCCAGCUCAUCCUUACCUAUCGCGUGCCGCGAAACCCAACCGUGGGCGAUAAGUUUGCUUCCCGGGCCGGGCAGAAGGGUAUCUGCUCGCAGCAGUGGCCAGCGAUCGAUCUACCGUUCACCGAGUCGGGCAUGAUACCGGACAUUAUUUUCAACCCGCACGGAUUCCCGUCCCGCAUGACCAUUGCGAUGAUGAUCGAAACGAUGGCCGGCAAAACGGCCGCCUGUCACGGGCUGGUGCACGACGCGACACCGUUCCGGUACGACGAGAGCAACACGGCGAUCGACUACUUCGGUCGGCUGCUGGAACAGUCCGGGUACGAUUACUACGGCACGGAGCGGAUGUACAGUGGGGUGGACGGGCGCGAGAUGAAGGUGGACAUUUUCUUCGGCGUGGUGCACUACCAGCGGCUGCGUCACAUGGUAAGCGACAAGUGGCAGGUACGGUCGACCGGACCGAUCGAUCACCUGACGCAUCAACCGAACAAGGGCCGUUCGAAGGGUGGCGGUGUGCGGUUCGGCGAGAUGGAGCGGGAUGCGCUGAUUUCGCACGGUGCAUCCUUUCUGCUGCAGGAUCGCAUGAUGCACGGGUCGGAUAAGGUGGUAACGCUGGUUUGCCGGCGGUGCGGCACACUGAUCGGGCCGAUGGACAGCGUCACGAAGCGGUUGGCGGUCAAUACGAACGAGCUGCAGCAUACACCGGCUACGUGUAGGCUGUGCGAGGACGAUAAGGAGAUCGGGCAUGUGGAGAUACCGUACAUCUUCAAGUUUCUCGUGUCGCAGCUGUCCGCCAUGAACAUCAACGUGAAGCUGGAGCUUUCGUAUCCGGAUGUGUGAGUGAAAGGCAGGCGGUCGGAUGUGUGAUCGUUCGUUGUUCUUUUUUUCUAAAAAUAGGAAAUUAUAAGAAAUGUAUCUGUCCAAAAGGA
Anopheles stephensi (Asian malaria mosquito) is the source of this 3613-nucleotide messenger RNA. It is a transcript of the gene RpI135, whose product is annotated as DNA-directed RNA polymerase I subunit RPA2. The transcript has 4 exons. Gene Ontology annotation, biological process: DNA-templated transcription. Lineage: Eukaryota; Metazoa; Arthropoda; Insecta; Diptera; Culicidae. Gene Ontology annotation, molecular function: DNA binding; DNA-directed RNA polymerase activity; ribonucleoside binding. The record is from RefSeq and is a predicted model, not a curated record. Gene Ontology annotation, cellular component: nucleus; RNA polymerase I complex. The coding region runs from base 93 to 3524 and encodes 1143 amino acids.